CGCAGACCCGGGCUAGCGGCGGGAUGUCGGCGAAGGAGAGGCCAAAGGGCAAAGUGAUCAAGGACAGCGUAACCCUCCUGCCCUGCUUCUAUUUUGUCGAGUUGCCUAUAUUGGCAUCGUCCGUGGUCAGCCUGUACUUCCUUGAACUCACGGAUGUCUUCAAACCUGUGCACUCCGGAUUCAGCUGCUAUGACCGGAGUCUUAGCAUGCCCUACAUCGAACCGACCCAAGAGGCAAUUCCGUUCCUCAUGCUGCUCAGCUUGGCUUUUGCCGGACCUGCAAUCACGAUCAUGGUGGGGGAAGGAAUCCUCUACUGUUGCCUGUCCAAACGGAGGAGCGGGGUGGGCCUGGAGCCCAACAUCAACGCCGGGGGCUGCAACUUCAACUCCUUCCUCAGGAGAGCCGUCAGAUUCGUCGGCGUCCACGUGUUUGGACUGUGCUCCACGGCACUCAUCACUGACAUCAUACAGCUGUCCACGGGGUACCAGGCACCCUACUUUCUGACGGUGUGCAAGCCAAACUACACCUCUCUGAAUGUGUCCUGCAAAGAAAACUCCUACAUCGUCGAGGAUAUCUGCUCAGGGUCUGACCUCACAGUCAUCAACAGCGGCAGGAAGUCCUUCCCUUCUCAGCACGCGACCCUCGCUGCCUUUGCCGCGGUGUACGUGUCGAUGUACUUCAAUUCCACGCUAACGGAUUCCUCCAAGCUCCUGAAACCCCUCUUGGUCUUCACAUUCAUCAUCUGUGGCAUCAUCUGUGGGCUGACACGGAUAACGCAGUACAAGAACCAUCCCGUGGACGUGUACUGUGGCUUUUUAAUAGGAGGAGGGAUAGCUCUGUACCUGGGCCUGUAUGCUGUGGGCAACUUUCUGCCCAGCGAGGAGAGUCUGUUCCAGCACAGAGAGGCCCUCAGAUCUCUGGCAGACCUCAAUCCGGACGCCAGCCGAGUUUUAGCUGCUAAAAGUGGUGGCGGCAGCGAUGGGAUAGCUCACACGGAAGGCAUCCUCGCCCGGAACCACCGCGACGCCAGCUCCCUGACGAACCUCAAAAGGGCAAACGCUGACGUGGAAAUCAUCACCCCACGGAGCCCCAUGGGGAAGGAGAACAUGGUGACCUUCAGCAACACGCUGCCAAGGGCCAACACUCCGUCCGUGGAAGACCCCGUCAGAAGAAACGCCAGCAUCCACGCCUCCAUGGAUUCCGCCCGCUCCAAGCAGCUCCUCACCCAGUGGAAGAACAAGAAUGAAAGUCGAAAGCUGUCCCUGCAGGUGAUAGAGACUGAGCCCGGACAGUCACCACCCAGAUCCAUAGAAAUGAGGUCAAGCUCUGAGCCAUCCAGGGUGGGGGUGAAUGGAGACCACCACGGUCCUGGCAAUCAAUACCUCAAGAUCCAGCCUGGCACUGUCCCUGUGUGUAACAACAGCAUGCCUGGGGGACCUCGGGUGUCCAUUCAGUCCCGCCCUGGGUCCUCACAGUUGGUGCACAUCCCAGAGGAGACCCAGGAAAACAUAAGCACCUCCCCCAAGAGCAGCUCUGCUCGGGCCAAGUGGCUGAAAGCCGCGGAGAAGACCGUGGCCUGCAACAGAAGCAACAGCCAGCCCCGGAUCAUGCAAGUCAUCGCCAUGUCCAAGCAGCAGGGCGUCCUGCAAAGCAGCCCCAAGAACACAGACGGCAGCACGGUCUCCUGCACGGGCUCCAUCCGCUACAAGACCCUGACGGACCACGAGCCCACUGGGAUCGUCAGGGUGGAGGCCCACCCGGAGAACAGCAGGCCCAUCAUACAGAUCCCGUCCACGGAGGGCGAGGGCAGCGGUUCCUGGAAGUGGAAAGCCCCUGAGAAGGGCAGCCUCCGCCAAACCUAUGAGCUCAACGACCUCAACAGGGACUCAGAGAGCUGUGAGUCCCUGAAAGACAGUUUUGGUUCUGGAGACCGCAAGAGGAGCAAUAUCGACAGCAGUGAGCACCACCACCACGGGAUCACCACCAUCCGCGUCACCCCGGUGGAAGGCAGCGAGAUCGGCUCAGAGACGCUGUCCGUCUCCUCUUCCCGCGACUCCACUCUCCGGAGAAAAGGCAACAUCAUCUUAAUCCCUGAAAGAAGCAACAGCCCCGAAAACACUAGGAACAUCUUCUACAAGGGAACCUCUCCCACACGGGCUUAUAAGGAUUGAGUGAAUGGCAUUCAAUCGUUUGGGUGACCCCCACCCAAAGACCACUGUUUGAGUCUACUUGUGUUCUGUUCCAGAAGAUUGGGGAACUUCGCACCAAUCUAGGUCAUCCACUGUCAGCCCCGGACUCGGUGACUCUUGAGAAGGGCUGCCCUCAAGCUUGUAGAUUUCACAUCGAGGGGCGGGAAAAGCACAAUGCAAGAACCUGACUAAUGUGAUCACGUGAGGAUUCUUAAGACCUAUCUCCAAACUCAACAGGUUUGCAGAGGGCAGCCUAAAGGACAGGGGCUGCCUUCAGUGUAUACUACUUUACUUCCUGAAUGUGCCAACUUUAGGGACUUUUCUUUCUAAUUAGCUGUGGGGGCCCAGAACCGGUUCCCCACGGCAGAGGCCAUGCAGUUUUAUAUACCCAUUCUGCAGAAUCCGCACCUCCUGCUCCGCGUGGGUGGUGCUGAUCAGUCUAGUGCAUCUACCAUGUAAACUCCAGUGCUAUCUAGCUGUGCAGUCGUGGUGUGAACCCCUCGUCGAAGCAACGCCGCUGCGUCAGGACGCCGCUGGCCGCUUUGUGGUAGACUAGGACCCCAGCCCCUCUGCGGCGGCUCCGUCACAGCCCAACGUGCAAAGGUCUUGUGCAUUUUUUUCAAAAUUAUGCUUUCUUCAACAACAAAAAGUUGCAUAGGAAUAUUUUCAGUAAAAGGGAAUAGCUAGUACUUUUCUGCGUAGUAUUUUUCUUCGCUGCUUACGUUUUAUUUAAGUGUAGGUACUGCUAAUCAAGAAUCUGGCUUUUAGUGAGUCAAGAUGCAUCACUUAAAAAUACAUAUUGUUUUAGAGUCUUUUGAAAUGGCUAUGAUCCUAUUUUGUA
Molossus molossus (Pallas's mastiff bat) is the source of this 3030-nucleotide messenger RNA. It is a transcript of the gene PLPPR4, whose product is annotated as phospholipid phosphatase related 4. The transcript is spliced from 7 exons. The record is from RefSeq and is a predicted model, not a curated record. Gene Ontology annotation, biological process: signal transduction; phospholipid metabolic process; axonogenesis. NCBI's taxonomy places the organism in Eukaryota, Metazoa, Chordata, Mammalia, Chiroptera, Molossidae. Bases 24 to 2171 code for a protein of 715 amino acids. Gene Ontology annotation, molecular function: phosphatidate phosphatase activity.